This is a messenger RNA of Andrographis paniculata, 663 nucleotides long. RefSeq lists its product as uncharacterized. The coding region runs from base 34 to 453 and encodes 139 amino acids. NCBI's taxonomy places the organism in Eukaryota, Viridiplantae, Streptophyta, Magnoliopsida, Lamiales, Acanthaceae. The transcript has 2 exons. The record is from RefSeq and is a predicted model, not a curated record.
AUAAAGACGGAAAAUUACGAUAGCGCUAACAAGAUGCUGUGCCUGUGCGGUUCACUUCCCUGUAUUUCUCCUCGCCUUAUCCUCCCCGCCGUGGCGCCGCCGUGGAAUGGCCGCAGCAUCGAUCGGAUUCUGCGAUUGAGUCACGAGAAGAGGACUAGCCGGAGAGGAAUUUCGGUGGUGACGCGGGCAGGACCCAGCGCUACCAGCUACGCACUUGUCUUUUUCCUGCCACUCUCUCUUCUUGCGGCUACUAUUUUCAUUUCGGUGAGAGUUGCGGACAAGCUCGACGAAAAGUUCUUCGAAGAGCUAGCUAUGAAUGAAGCUAUAAAAGAAGGCGAGGAGAAUGAGGAUGGUGGUGGCAACGACGAAGACAACAUUUCUUUGGAGCAAGAACAAACAAAAACACGAACACGUAAUCGCCCUAAACGUGAAGUUGAGCCAUCUUCGAAGUAAUGGAGGACCGGAGUUAUCAGCUUUGGUGUCCCGGCAACUCAUAAAAGAGAGCAGGUAAAUGAUCAAUGAUUUUGUUGCAGGAAGUGUCUUUUUCCCUUGUUACAGCUUUCACCUUAAUUUCUUAAGAAAUGCAUGUAUGUAUAAACGUUGAUAAAAAAUAAAGAAAAUUUGAUGACACUGAAAAGCAAACACAUCCUUGGUUGUCUUCUU